Messenger RNA from Colletotrichum higginsianum IMI 349063, 657 nucleotides. RefSeq lists its product as uncharacterized. The transcript has a single exon. NCBI's taxonomy places the organism in Eukaryota, Fungi, Ascomycota, Sordariomycetes, Glomerellales, Glomerellaceae. Bases 1 to 657 code for a protein of 218 amino acids. The record is from RefSeq and is a predicted model, not a curated record.
AUGAGAGCUGACAAUGAUGACAACGCCGCCCUGAGCGCCGACGAAGACUUGCUACGGGACAACGAGGAGCCCUCAUCGACCGCCUUCGUCUCCCCUCCGCUCCCACAACUCACCAACGAGCCGCAGACGCUCCCGGACUCGUGCGUGAGCCUCUCCCGCCCCUUCCUGCGCGCGCUGCACGCCCUCCUCCCGCCUUCGCCGCACCUCACCCUCUCGAUCGGCAGCGGCACCGGCCUCGUCGAGGCGCUGCUGCACGGUCUCGCGCCGCCGCCCAACCUCGUCAGCGUCGAGGUCGCGCCCAGCCCGAACAGGUACCAUGCGGCGCACCGCACCGUCCCGGGGACCUGGGCCCUCGAGCCCCUCGCCGCGCGGGCGAGGGCUUGGGUGUUUGUGUACCCGAAGCAGGUGGCGCUCGUGAGGGCGUACGUGGAGGCGUUUCUCGGCCGUCGGGACGCGGGGGCGGAGGUGGAGGUUGUGGUUUACGUCGGGCCGAGGAUGGAUUGGGACGAUUUCCGGGGUGCUUUGGAGGAGGCGGGCGUCGCGGGCGAGGUCGAGGUCGAGGUUUGGGGGGAGGAGAGGAUGGAGGCUGUAGGGGGGAGGGCGUGGGAGUGCGUUGCUGUCGUGAGGCCGAGAGGGAGGUCUGCUCCGAAGUCGUGA